Messenger RNA from Biomphalaria glabrata, 1107 nucleotides. RefSeq lists its product as uncharacterized. The coding region runs from base 1 to 1107 and encodes 368 amino acids. Gene Ontology annotation, cellular component: membrane. The transcript has a single exon. Gene Ontology annotation, molecular function: G protein-coupled peptide receptor activity. Lineage: Eukaryota; Metazoa; Mollusca; Gastropoda; Planorbidae. The record is from RefSeq and is a predicted model, not a curated record.
AUGGUAUCUCUAGAAGUUUCGACUGAGUUUAGAAUGAUAGUCAAUGCAUCAAGAGUGUCUAAAAACUUUUCUGGUGACACAGCUCUCCCUUCACCGGCGCAACUGAACGUUAUAGUCAGUAAUGAGUUACUAGGGGAAAUAAUGUUUGUUAUCAAAUUUGGAUUCUUACUUCCCCUUUCAUUUAUUGGUGUCAUUACCAAUACCCUGAAUAUCGUUGUGUUCUACCAGCAAGGUUUUAAAGAAGGUUCGACAAUUUCCAUGACUGCCAUCUCUGCUUGGAAUCUCCUCAAAUCCAUUUGCGGCAUUGUGGUCAAAUUAUAUUAUCCAAUCGGAUUUGCAAACCAGGUUCUUAGUGUAAAUUGGUAUAACAUUACCAUCCCAUAUAUAGACUAUACCUCUAUAUACGCUGGCUACGUGACCUUUGCCCUUGCCGCAUUUUUAUCGCUGGAGAGACUGUUAUGCGUCUGGAAACCUUUCACUGCGAAGUCUUUGCUAACACCUUUAAUAACUCUGUUAUCUGUUAUAACCAUUUCUAUUUUUACUUUCGGUGCCUACAUCGUAGUCUACUUCAUAUAUACCAUUAAAUUUGAAUUUAGCCAGACUUUGAAUACGAGUGUUGCCAAAUUUACUUUAAGUCAGUUCUAUUUUGAAAAAUCUGGCAUCGUCAUGGUUUAUUAUCAAAGUAUUGGCAUACUGAUUCCAACUGUCAGUUUCAUUGUGAUGUGUAUUUGCUCAGUACUGACCGUAGUUCUGCUGAGGAAGUCUUCAUCACAUCUCCAUCAAGAUCAUACAAGUAAUAAAACAACUUCCAAACGAGAAAAGCAAGUGUCAAGGACAUUACUGACCAUCGUCAGCAUCUACAUCAUCAACCUGUUUCCCAGAUUUAUUUUUUACAUAGCCCAACUGGCGGAACCAGAAUUUUACAAUCUACGAAAAUACAGCAAUCUGUUUGUGAUGGUGGCUCUGUUGCUCUUCGUCAUAGACUUUUGCAAUUCAUCCAGUCACUUUUUUAUAUUUUUGAAAAUGAGUUCAAGCUUCAGAGAUCAAUUUAUGAAAUGCAUCGAUGUUACAAAUGUUCCAUUGAAAAGACAUUUUGUGUUAGACUAA